Molecule: messenger RNA, 2418 nt
Organism: Cyclopterus lumpus (lumpfish)
Lineage: Eukaryota; Metazoa; Chordata; Actinopteri; Perciformes; Cyclopteridae
Gene: plg
Product: plasminogen
Exons: 19
Coding region: 1-2418 (805 amino acids)
Biological process (GO): proteolysis
Cellular component (GO): extrinsic component of plasma membrane
Molecular function (GO): signaling receptor binding; serine-type endopeptidase activity
Source: RefSeq, a predicted model, not a curated record
AUGGACCUGUACAAGCUAGCUUUCCUCCUGCUUGCCCUGAUCUGCACUGUUAGUGGUACCGAGGUGGACGGCUACUCUAAAACUGAAGGAGCUUGGAUCCUCUCGCUGCAGAGAAAACAGUUCUCAACAAACACUGUGCCCGAGUGUGCCGCCAAAUGUGACUCUGAAACAUCCUUCACAUGCAGGUCGUUCAUGUAUAUUGAAAAGGACCAAGAGUGUUGGAUAGCAGCAGCAAACUCUAAAUCAGAGACUAUGCUGCGAAGAAAUAGCGCAGUAUUAUAUGAAAAAAAAGGAUACCUCCUGGAGUGCGUAAAUGGAUUAGGAACAGAUUACAGAGGAACAAAGACCAAAACAAAAACAGGAAAGACGUGUCAGAGAUGGGCAGCAAGAUACCCACACAGGCCGAACUUCACACCGGAUGAACACCCACGAGCAGACCUGGAGUCUAACUUCUGCAGAAACCCUGAUGCAGACAGCGGGGGCCCCUGGUGUUACACCACCGACUCCAACACCCGCUGGGAAAACUGCAAUGUGACCAGCUGCACUGAGGAGUGUAUGCACUGCAGCGGCGAGGACUACAGAGGCAAAAUCUCAACUACAGAAAGCGGCUUCACCUGCCAGCGCUGGGACUCCCAGAAACCUCAGAACCAUGGCUACAGCCCCACCACUCUUCCAGAGAAGUAUCUUGAGGAGAACUACUGCAGAAACCCGGAUGGAGACCCCAAACCGUGGUGCUUCACCACCAGCCCCGCCAAACGAUGGGACUUCUGCUCCAUACCGCGCUGCGCGUCCGAGCCUCCCACCAUCGUCCCGGACCUGACCUGCGUCACCGGUGAAGGUGGAGCGUACCGAGGGACGAUUGCUGUGACGGAAUCUGGCAAGACGUGCCAGAGCUGGUCGACACAGACGCCACAAAAACACAACCGCUCGCCAGACAACUACCCCUGCAAAGGCCUGGAUAGCAACUACUGUCGUAACCCCGACAACGAGAGGAAGCCCUGGUGUUACACCACGGACCCUGAGACCCGCUGGGAGUACUGCAAGGUGGCGAGCUGUGGGGACGCAGCCGGACCAGAUGAGCCAGUGAUCCCCCCACAGGAGGAGGACUGUUAUGAUGGGGAUGGGACAAGUUACCGUGGUGUAACAUCAGAGACCAUCAGUGGGAAAAGAUGUCAAAGCUGGAGCGCCAUGACUCCUCACAGCCACCAAAAAACUCCACAGAACAUCCCCAAAGCAGACCUCAGGAGGAAUCUGUGCAGGAACCCUGACGGAGACAAAGCUCCCUGGUGUUACACUACGGACCCCGGUGUCCGCUGGGAGUACUGCAACUUGGAAAAAUGCUCCACCAAUCCUACGGGUGUUAAACCCACACCCAGACCUACUGCUCCCCAGAAACCAUCAACUGCCACCCAGACCCCACCGCAGAGAGACUGUAAGGCUGGUAAUGGAGAUACAUACCGGGGUCCAACCUCCAUCACCAUUCUGGGUGUGACCUGCCAGGCCUGGAGUGCUCAGAGCCCUCACCAACACACCAGCUUCACCACACAAUCUCACCCUACUAGGGGUCUGGAGGGCAAUAAAUGCAGAAACCCAGAUGGCGAUGUGAACGGGCCGUGGUGCUACACCACUGACAGGAACAAGAAAUGGGACUACUGCCAGAUCCCUGACUGUGCCGGAUUGAAAUGUGGAACGCCAGUCAUCAAACCAAAGCGCUGUUUUGGUCGGAUUGUAGGAGGCUGCGUGUCUAAAGCUUACUCAUGGCCAUGGCAAAUCAGCCUCCGGACCAACACGGGGAUACAUUUCUGUGGAGGAACUCUGGUUCACGCCGAGUGGGUCCUUACUGCGGCACACUGCCUGGAAAGGUCCAAACGGCCUUCAGCCUACAAGGUGCUCCUGGGUGUCCACACAGAGAGAGCCAAUGAGCCGUCCAAACAAGAGAGGAACCUGAACAAACUGAUACUGGGACCCAAUGGAGCCGACAUCGCUCUGCUCAAACUGGAGAGCCCGGCGCUUAUAAAUGACAAAGUCCUGCCAGUCUGCCUGCCGGAGAAGGACUUCAUCGUUCCCAGUGGAACCGAGUGUUAUGUCACCGGAUGGGGUGAAACUCAAGGUACCGGGGGAGAAGGCAUCCUGAAGGAAACUGGUUUCCCUGUGAUCGAGAACAAGAUCUGCAAUCGGCCAUCGUACCUAAACGGCAGAGUCAAAGACCACGAGAUGUGUGCUGGUAACAUCGAGGGAGGAACAGACAGCUGCCAGGGUGACAGCGGCGGCCCUCUGGUGUGUCACUCCAAUAACCGGUACCUCCUGCAGGGCGUGACAUCAUGGGGCCUGGGAUGCGCCAAUGCCAUGAAGCCCGGCGUCUACGCUCGAGUCUCCAAGUUUGUCGACUGGAUCGACAGAACCAUCAAAGCCAAUUAA